Messenger RNA from Lactuca virosa, 597 nucleotides. The record is from the annotation of a GenBank genome assembly. Lineage: Eukaryota; Viridiplantae; Streptophyta; Magnoliopsida; Asterales; Asteraceae.
AUGCUCCUAACAAGACUAGAUGGCCGGAAGUGCUGGUCGUAUAAGCUAGAAGAGCGGUUCCAAACAUAUGUUUUUUUACACGCCUCUGAUCGGUUACUUGAUUUCUAUCAGAUUCUGAAAGCGCAUUCGAGGACUAUUCAAACUCCUUUUGAUUGUUGGCGAUCCUCGUUUUUCCCAUUUUCCAGUUCAAGGAAGCGACAUUGGUUCAUUUUUGCCGGUUCAAACACUUUCCACUACACUCCAAUUGACAGGGAAUGAUGCAGACUGAUUGUUUCUCCAAUUUAUGUCUUGUUCUCUUGCAUAGUGCCAACGAAUCAUAAGCUCCCGAACCAAGAAAUUCCAGGUGGGCCCUCUCAUUGUACUUCACUACAUAUGCAACAGUUCUGAAGAUUCCCUUUUCCUGUGGCAAAUGUAAUUAAUUAAUCUAUCACAGUAUCAAGUAAAACAAUUCAUAAGAUCGUUUCCAUGGUUAACUUCUGAACUCAAAUAUAGUAUAUACAUUUAACUUGGUUGUAUUUUGUGGUAAACAUAGAACAUAUUAAAUAUACCCCUCCUUGGAGUCAGAAGAUUCGUAUUAUCUAAACAAAACACUCAAAA